This is a messenger RNA of Funneliformis geosporum, 523 nucleotides long. Lineage: Eukaryota; Fungi; Glomeromycota; Glomeromycetes; Glomerales; Glomeraceae. The record is from the annotation of a GenBank genome assembly.
UCGUUCCAAAUGCGACAAAAUAAGGAACUAUCAGAAAAAGUCGGUUUACUUCCGGGCAUGGGAAUUUAUAAAUUUUUCCGCGUUAUCUAUGGUUAUGAUGGAGAACGAACUUAUAUCGCCCAAAAAAGAAAAAAGCCCUUAAUUUCCUCGCAAGUCUUUAUCAAUAAUGAUUAUGGUUUUACCGAAGAAGUAGAACAAGAGUUUAGUGAUUAUUUUGAGCCGGAUUUAACCCUCAAAAAAGGGGUUCGCCAACUAGUUAAAAAGCAAAACCUAUCCUCACGGAGUGCAAAAUCAAAAAAAACCAGUUCUGAAAACCGUGCGACACUUCCGAAGACCCCACUUGAAAAAAAGGUCAAGGGUGAAAACUCCACUGUCCCAUCACCAAAGACCACCACACCGAACCAAUUAUCCGCUGAGAAUUAUCAACCUCACGACCACGAUUAUCGCCAAUUCGCCCAAGCGGCUAAAUUGCCCUGGAAUAAAACGCUCAAUGAAUAUGAACCGUGGGAAGAAAACGGAGAAA